AUGUACAAAGUUGACAAGGCCUCCAUGAUUCCAGCAGUGAUGCGGAAUGAUCCAUGCCUAGCGGCUCGCCCGGAUAUGCGGCGUUCCAUGGAAGAGUGGUGGGGCGGCUCGUUGUGGGAUCCGCGUGAUCCAUCGUCUGGAGAGUUUUUUGGCACCGACUUCACGUGUGGAUCGAGCAUGCGUGAUGUGCUUGCAGCACUGCGGCUUUCGGAUGGCGAGAGCGAGCGGCUGGCCUUGGCGGUCGCAGAGGGGGAUUUGGUCGAGGCAGAAAGGCUCCUUGCAGCCUCAGCGGAUGUGACCCCUGCCUUGCAUUUGGCGCUUCAGAUUGGGGCCGCCCCGCAGACCGUCGAGCUCCUAGCGGCCUGCUGCUCUCGGCUGAACGUUUGGCUGCCAGAGCCUGCUGUCGUGACGUGGGCUAGGGCCACUUGCCGCGCAGCGCUGAGCGGUCGGCCCCUGCGUGGUGCGACAGCCAAGCUGGACUCGCUGCUCCUGGCAGGCGCGGAUGUGAACUCUAUUGGCAGGGGCUGCGAGACGGCACUUCACAUCCUUGCACGUUGCAAAUUGGAACAAGACCUCUUUGCACUCCGCUUGCAAAGCACGAUUGACGUGCCUGCUCUUGCUUUGCCAGGCAACGGUCAGUGGCGCAGUGACAGCAAUUUGACACAAUGCGCAGAUGCGAGCAUGGCCGACGGCGAGAGCUCUUCUGCGCUUGAAAGGCUGUCUGCGACACAGUGCACGGAUCUCUUGGUCUCCAAACGGAAGACAUAUGCCAUGCGACGCUAUCACCAUGCCAGGCCGGCAGAUGUACAUCACAUAUCCGUCAGCGAUGCAGUUUCACUCCACUUCACUACAUACGCACUUCAUCCCACUCGCUCGCAUUCAUCGUACUUGGGCUUGUCUCCUACUGCCUUACAUGUUUGA
Symbiodinium sp. CCMP2456 is the source of this 921-nucleotide messenger RNA. NCBI's taxonomy places the organism in Eukaryota, Dinophyceae, Suessiales, Symbiodiniaceae. The record is from the annotation of a GenBank genome assembly.